Messenger RNA from Platichthys flesus (European flounder), 3671 nucleotides. It is a transcript of the gene nim1kb, whose product is annotated as NIM1 serine/threonine protein kinase. NCBI's taxonomy places the organism in Eukaryota, Metazoa, Chordata, Actinopteri, Pleuronectiformes, Pleuronectidae. Gene Ontology annotation, molecular function: ATP binding; protein serine/threonine kinase activity; tau-protein kinase activity. Gene Ontology annotation, cellular component: cytoplasm. Gene Ontology annotation, biological process: microtubule cytoskeleton organization; intracellular signal transduction; protein phosphorylation. The coding region runs from base 2085 to 3389 and encodes 434 amino acids. The transcript is spliced from 4 exons. The record is from RefSeq and is a predicted model, not a curated record.
UCUAGAUUGUGUCAAGGCCAGCGACGUUAACAAGCUCCAGACUCACUGGAGACACAAGUAACUCAACCAGUUCACACUUUGUAGUUCAUUAGUUUUAUUUUGAAAGCACAAACUGUAGAGAUCCCACUGCUUCUGAUGCACAGCCGUCCCUCACUAGAGCUGCUGCUUCACAGGUGAGCCGUGUGCAGAGAACAAGUUCAGACAGUUUACCUGCUUAAGGCUUUAAUCCAAUCAGACGGCUGCAGGGAGGCGUGCAGAGGAAGUAGCUGGAAGUCCAGGAUCGUUCAGGGAAUUUAACCUAUUUGAAUUCUUUCAAUUAACGGAAAACUAAUCAUUUAACUCUCACUCAGGUUCCUCAAAGUCAAAUUCCUCUUUCACUGAUGUUGGCAAUCUAUGCAAUGAUCAGAGUAUUUAUUGUAUUGUAUGAGUUAUUUACAUACAUAUAUUUAUAAUUUUAAAACAUGCAUGGUGUUGUAGUCAUUCUGAACAGUCAACAGUUGUUUUGAGCUGAACUCUGAAAGCCUGUGUUGAUAUUUGAUGGUUAAUAAAUUUGGAGCAAUGUGAAGUUGAUGUUGAGGCUUAUGUCACAUUAAUUUAUAAAGUUUUAUUUACAUUUUAGGAUUUACUGGCUUUAUUUUCAGUGUUAGAUGAGAUGUUGGAUAUCACUGUCACGUUCGUAUGCUCAUAAUGAAGCUAUUGUCAGAAGCUGGUUAGCUUAGCUUAGCUUAGCAUGAAAUAAAAUCGACUCUACCUGCACUUCUUCAGGAGAAAUUGAACUUGAAUAAUACAUAAAAACAAAACGUGUGGUGUUGUUAUCGUGCUGGACUAUUUACUGCAGUCGCUUCCUGGACUGUGUUAAAAUGAUAUUAUUUAAACUUGGUCAUUUGAGGGUUUAUAGCAGAAACAGGUGUUUGAUAAGUCAGAAAGUGACAUUUAUAAAAUACAGAUCUGGCUGUGAAAAGCUCAAGUAUCAGUCGUGCUUAUAGGAUGACAGUAUGGGGAAGAUAGACAUUUUUAUUAAACUGUAUUUAAAAUAAAAGCAUGGGUGCACAUGUACGUGUGUUUAGUUGUUCUCUGGUUUAAUACUCGUUUUGACGUCUAGAUUGACACGAUAGAAAAGUCAGUUGUGCUCUUAUUCACAUCUUGAUGUCUUUUCGAUCGUCCCUCCUGUCCACUGCUGCUCACAGGGACAAACACACCUGAAGGAAGACGCUCCACCUGCUCAAGAGUUGACCUCCUGCUUUGUAAGCUCUUGAUCUGCUCUGCUGACAGGGAGCUAAUCUUGAUGGGAACAUUGCUCUAAUGCUGUUGCAUAACAUUUCAUCUUCACAGAAGCCAGGAGAUCAACCGUCUCUCACACGGGUUUGUUCUCCUGCACCUGCGAUCCAAUGCAUCCUGUCAUAUGUACAGUCGAUACUAAUACGUGCACUCGUUUGUCUUCUGCUGAGUGUUUUCGACCUUGUUUUGACCUCCCUAGUCUGAUGUUAAGUGUUUGAAGGGAUUGGGACGGUUUUAUAUUACAACAGGAUUAGAGUUCAUGACACCAUUAUAAUCCCUGGUUCCUCAGUGAGGAGGAGAGGGUGAAAGACAGACAGAGGUGAGCUGAGAAGGGUGUGGCCAGGGAAGCUCAUCCUGGCUGUCCACUUGACUGUCAAGGUGCCCCCUCCACUCCACUGUUCCCACCAGUGCAGAGAGGAGUACCAGCAGCGAUGGCAGCAGUCGGCUCAAUGGGAUGAGACAGAGUCAGACCUCAGCAUGUGUGAAGAAGAGUAACUGCUCCUUUUGGGCCCAAAGAGGCAUGUUUCCUCCUCAGCUCUGCUGCUCGUGAUGGACGCCAUGGACGUGUUGUGAUGCAGAGCAACAACUUGGGAACUUGGUCUGCAGUGACCACCAGGUAUUAACAUGUGGGUUCUGUGAUCCGAUCUCAAGCGGACGGCUCUAAGUGCACGUGUGAAGGCACACGAAGAGGGAUCAGCCUUCAGUUUAUAGAAAGAGUCAUAUUUAGAGCUCGUUCAUGUGUACGUUAGUAUUUGUUGUGUUUCAAGACAUCUAUCUUCUCUGUGAAUCUCCAGCCUGCUACAGAGAUGCAUGGAGGCCAGUACCAGGUGGCGAGCCCCAAGUUCCACCACUGUCAAUACAGCCUGACAGACAGCUCCUUCGCUGACUCUGAGGAUGAGGAGGCUGAGGCGCCGCCGCCACGCACCCCCCUGCAGAAGCUCACCACAGACAUGUGCAAGGACAAGAAGACCAUCAAGGAGCUGAUGAUUGGCCGCAGGGUGGGUUUCUACAAGGUCCGAGGGGAGAUCGGGUGCGGGACCUUCUCCAGGGUCAAGAUGGCGUUCCACGCUCUGACUAAAGACAAAGUGGCCCUGAAGGUCCUGGAUAAGACGAGGCUGGACGCUCAGGCCCAGCGGCUGCUCUCCAAGGAGAUCAGCAGCAUGGAGGUCCUGCAGCACCCCAACGUGGUGCGUCUGUACGAGGUGGUGGAGACGCCCAGCCGCCUCUACCUGGUGCUGGAGUACGCAGGAGGAGGCGACCUCCACAACAAGAUCUGCAACGAGGGGAAAUGUUUGGACAACACCAGCAAGGUCAUCUUCGCCCAGAUCCUCUCUGCUAUCAAAUACAUGCACGACAUCAACAUCAUCCACCGAGACCUGAAGGCAGAGAACGUUCUGUUCACCACCAGCAGCUGUGUGAAGGUGGCGGACUUUGGAUUCAGCACGCGGGUUUCGAACCGCACCGACGCCCUGGACACCUUCUGUGGCUCUCCGCCCUACGCUGCCCCGGAGCUCUUCAGGGACGAGUCCUACCUGGGGCCUCCGGUGGAUGUGUGGGCCAUGGGGGUCCUGCUUUUCUUCAUGGUGACCGGCACCAUGCCGUUCCGUGCCGAAACCAUGGGCAAGCUGCGGCGCUGCAUCAUCGACGGGGCCUACACCAUCCCGCCCUGGGUGGCCGGUCCCUGCCAGAAACUCAUCAGGGGCAUCUUGAGGCCAGUCCCUGGCGACCGCUACGCCGUGGACCAGAUGAUGGGCUGCGAUUGGCUGCUGCCUGUGGAGUUUCCCUGGUCGCUGGUGCGUCAGAAACCGGUGAGUUCCCUGCAGAGCCUGCUGGGCUCGGAGGACGGGGACCUGGAGGAGGAAGAGGAGGAGGAGAUCAGGAGCUCGCUGGAGGAGCUCGGCUUUACCUCCGUGCAUCCGAGGAUCAAUCGGCCCACAGACAGCCGCAGCCCCGUCACCGGGGUUUAUCGAAUCCUGCUGCACCGAGCACAGAAGCGCAGGGGCUGCGACUGCCCCCCCGUGGUACGAGGCAUGGUGAGGGACCCGAAGAGAGAGGGGCUCGGGGCCUACAGGGGCCUCAGACACACCUCCAAGCUCUGCUUGCUUUCAUAGCAGUCUGCUAGAGCAACACUUUUUAUACAGAUUCUUUUAUACCAACAAGUUCACAGGGACUUUUUUAAAAUCUUAUAUAUACUGUUUAUAUACAUUGUGUAAGAGACAAGUUUUUACUGUCAAAUCCUUUUUUUAACAAUUUGUAUUAAAGUCGUUUUUCUUCUUCCAGUCUGUGAAAGUGCCUGAUGACAUGAAAACAACUUUAUAAAAUGUUCUUCUUAUACUCUUAAAGCCUUUGUAAGGCUUCUGAUCCUCUUCAAAAUAAAGCAAAGCUGCUGGAAA